CCGCUCACCAUGGUGGUGGCGGUAGCGAUACGCAACCCGCCUCACUCUCCUGCCACGGGCCCGACGUCACGCACACGUACCGGCUCCCUGGCAACCGAAACCCCGCCCCCUCCCCCAAGCGGACCGUGGAUUGGGCGAGAGCGAGGGAGGGGUUGACACGUCACCCGGAAGAGCCCCCUCCCAGGGUAGGAAGCGGAAGUUGGGAGAGGUGACGGUUGUGGCGGUUGUGACGGUUCUGAGUUGUUCGUCGGCAGUGCUGCUACGCUCUCCGACUUAUGCAGUUAGGAAGAGGUGACUGCCAAAGCGAAAAUGACGUCUCUAGAAAAAGUUGAUGAUGCCUCAUCACCUAUCCGAGGACCUGGAGAUGGCAUGGAAACAGAACAGCCAGCUCAGUCAGUGGAAUUAAUCACUGGAGCCAACACUACAAAUCCUCAUGUCCACCACAGCCCACACAAAAAGACCGUCUCUUCCUUGAGUCCUGGAGUUCUGCAGCUAGGGAAAAUAUGUGCUGAUAAAUCAGUGGAGAUUGAAGCUAUUCGUAUAUUAGUCCCCAAAGCUGCUAUCACCCAUGUCAUUCCAACUAAAAAUGCUAAGGUAUCUAAAUCAGUGGGACUUAAAGGAGACACAUUCCAUCAGUCAGAUGGAGCCGGAGAUCCCAAGAAAGAGCAGAUGGAGCUGAAAAAUGCAAUUGAAAAGCUAAAGAAUUCAGAAAAGCGGUUGUUACAGGAUAAAGAAGGUCUCUCUAAUCAGCUGCGUAUACAGACAGAGGUGAAUCGGGAGCUGAAGAAAUUACUCGUUGCUUCUGUUGGGGAUGAUCUGCAGUAUCACUUUGAGCGGAUGGCUCGUGAGAAAAAUCAGCUAAUCCUGGAAAAUGAGGUCUUGGGCCGAAAUAUCUCUCAGUUGUCUGAACAACUAGAGCGCAUGUCUAUACAGUGUGAUGUGUGGCGAAGCAAAUUCCUAGCAAGCAGGGUUAUGGCUGAUGAACUAACCAAUACCAGAGCAAUUCUUCAGCGUCAAACCAGGGAUGCACAAAGCGCAAUCCAGGACUUGCUGAAUGAACGUGAUCAGUUCCGUCAAGAAAUGAUAGAUACCCAAAAGCUGCUGGAAGAGCUGAUGGUUUCUCUUCAGUGGGGGAGACAACAGACAUACUACCCUAGUGCUCAGCCUUACACUACAACAGAGCUAGCAGCUGUCAACUGUAAGCUAGCCAAAGCUGUAAGUUCCCAUCUUCUUGGAAAUGUUGGCAAUAAUGCUCCAAAAAAGAGUUCAGUAGCUGUGGAGUUCUGCAAUACCCCUGCUGAGAAAAUGGCUGAAAUGGUGCUACGUGUGCUGGAUCCAGCUGCACGGACAGAAACAUCAACAGAAGUUUCUUUUUCCGAGACUUCUCCAACCUCCUUCCUUUCCACAAAGAAGAAUAUUGGAAGGUUUCACCCAUACACAAGAUAUGAAGAUGUAACUUUCAAUUGUUGCAAUCACUGUCAAGGAGAGCUGAUAGCACUUUAAAAACACAGCCAGUGCAGCUGUACCUGCAGUCUUUCUGAAGAGUUACAGUAGUUGAUGUCCAGCAAACUUCCCUUUUUCCUCUUUCUUUCCAUAAUGGGUGGGUUUAACUUUGGAAAUUAUGCACUUUGUGCUUCUCUGCCUCUUGAAGUGAGAGACUGCCAGCAUUUCUUUAGCCUCUGAGAUACUUCUACUACUUUUCAAUCUGGAAAGCUUUUUUUUUUUUUUCCACAAAGGCAAGAGCAAAGGUAUUACUCUGGCCCAAUUUUUAGAGCAUAGAGGUGCCUGUGACUGUUUAAGGUUUUCAGUCUUAAUAUCAAAUCUCUUUAGAGAGAGACAAAAGCAUAGCUAUACCAAAGUAAAUGAAGUGCUCAUAGGUUAUAUUUGAAAGAGAAGAAUAAAAGGCAAUGGAAAAUGGUCAGCUCCAUGCUUUUUUUUUCUUUAUAAAUCCUAGCCAGGGUGAUCAACUCUAUCCAAAUCUAUGUUCAACAUUUUAAAUUUAGUAUUAAAAAGGAGUAUGUGCAAUGAUUCUUACUAUCUGUAUGUUCUGAAAAUAAGAGUAUAUGCAGUGUUGCAGCCCUCCUAACAAGGAGAGACCAUGAAUGAACUGUAGCUAUGAUACAUAAAUAGUAACCGGUUUUAAAUGGAUCCUGAAAAAAUCUUGUUUCCAUAAAGCUAAAAUAAUGGCUUUUCCAUCUAUUUUCCAUCUAUUUCAGCUUCUGGAGCAAAGCUGUUGCACAGCUGAUCCUCAGAAAAAACAGACUGAUAUACCUCCUUUAGUACACAGUGUUGAAACCUGACCUAGCAUUAGUCCUUGCCCAAGGUCGUCUUAGAUGUUAAGGGAAGUUGAAGAGAAGCACUAAGUUUGCACAAGCACUGGUAAAAAAUAUUUUUUUACUUGUAUGAUUUUAUAAUCUUUGACCCAGUUUUUCUUUGCAUCUCCUACCAUGAUCAGAAUAUGUAAGAUCAGUUCUUGCUGUUGCUAGCCAUGCUUUGGUUUGCCUGGAAUAAAACACAAUAAACUUUUUUUGCUUGCUUUGGA
Molecule: messenger RNA, 2542 nt
Organism: Calypte anna (Anna's hummingbird)
Lineage: Eukaryota; Metazoa; Chordata; Aves; Apodiformes; Trochilidae
Gene: BLZF1
Product: basic leucine zipper nuclear factor 1
Exons: 7
Coding region: 310-1503 (397 amino acids)
Biological process (GO): Golgi organization; Golgi to plasma membrane protein transport
Cellular component (GO): Golgi membrane
Source: RefSeq, a predicted model, not a curated record